Messenger RNA from Colletotrichum graminicola M1.001, 2652 nucleotides. Its product is annotated as myb-like DNA-binding domain-containing protein. Lineage: Eukaryota; Fungi; Ascomycota; Sordariomycetes; Glomerellales; Glomerellaceae. Gene Ontology annotation, molecular function: double-stranded telomeric DNA binding; protein homodimerization activity. Gene Ontology annotation, biological process: telomere maintenance via telomere lengthening. Bases 1 to 2652 code for a protein of 883 amino acids. The transcript is spliced from 4 exons. The record is from RefSeq and is a predicted model, not a curated record.
AUGCUCAUGGAGGGCGCUGAAGAAGCUAUUGCAGAGUCGGCCCAGGCCGCAAAGGCCGAGGCGCACUCCCCAACAGGACCGGAGAUGAAGCAGGAGUCGCCCACCGUUGCGACCGACCUGGGCGAAACCCCUCCAUUCCCACUGAAGCGACCCCGCGAUGCGAGCGCAGAAGACCCCGAUGCCGAGCCCAAGAGGCUAAAGGUCGACGACGAGGCCCCCUCUCUCGACCUCAACUUCGACAUGGACGCCAUGAUCCAGGGCGUCAUGAUGGACAUCAACAACGAGAUGGGCAAGGUCGACGGCCUGGAUUCCGUCUCGGACGUCGACAUGACGGCCGACGCCUUGGCCUCUGUGUCGCAAGACACCAACCAUUCCGUCGAGCCGCACCCCAUUAUCCUCUCCGAACCCUUGGCCUUGAUGAGGCGCACAACCACCUCAUGUUUGUCAAACUUUGCCAUGCAGCUCCUUGUCAUCAUGUCGCAACACGUCUACGACGAUAUCUACCGCCAGUUGCAAGACAAGGAUACCGAACUCUCAAAGUCCUACAGCACGCUCAAGACCAUUUUUCGCCAAACGCGAUCGAUUUACUCGACGACCGAUCUUAUCUUGGACCCCGCCGUACUAGAUCUGACUGCGCCAGACAACCUGACCGAUAUCCAAGUCGCGAAUCUGGCAAGCUUCUGUUGCGAGCUUUUCGCCUUCGACGGACACCACGAUUUGGCCUCGCAACAGCUUCUGGCACUUAAAGACAAGUUUUUCCCCGUCUUCCUGUCUGGCGACGAGAGCGUCUCGCACGACAUCUCCGAGCUGUUUGUGGCAGUCAAGACACAACUAGUCAUUGAGUCUGUAACAACAGCAGAUCAGUCAGCACCAGUUGAUCAGUUGAUCGCCGAGGCCUUCUCCUCCGAUCUCGAAGAUAAGCUACGCGCCAGACACGAUGGGACCGAGCUUACCCCCGAGGAGAAAGCCAUGGUAACGGCUGUGGAGGAGCGUAAAGCGGGCUUGAUUGCUUAUGCGUCAGGCCUCCCUGAUACUGUGCUAUUGAAGAUCGGCUACCCCGAAGAGGAUCUUUUCCGCCUGCUGAACACGUACCUUCGACAGAAGCUACACUCAUUGUCAGGACUCGCAUCAAGACAUGGCAUCGAGCUACCGCAGAUCCUGACGGACAGCGACUUGGACGCUUCGAUGCCUCCUGAUCUGGACGACCUGGGCAUAUCGUCCCUGUUGGAGGCUACGGAUGGCCUGGUUGCGCAGUACCUGCCUAGCGAUCCCAUUGACGGCUUGCCCUCCGAACAACCGCCCGUCCCGACGACCGAAACCAGUGCACCCCCCGCAGAGCCCACCACAUCCGCUCCGGAAUCCACUCCCUCGGCCGCGCCAGCUCCGAACGGUACCACGACCGAAACCCACGACUCGACAAGCGAUAUCCUUGCCCUGGUCGCCCAAAGCACACAAGAAUACGUCCGUACUACCCUCAACAAUCUCUCCCCGGCACCGUAUCAACCGACCGUGCCGACGCCGACGGGAGUAGUCCCAGCCACGCAGACGACAUAUCUGUCGCACCUACAACAGACUCAGCAGCAAUCCCCAUACUACGGAUACCCGCCGCCGGUCGAGCAACCGCCGCAGCCUGCGUCUCACGACAGCAACGAAAAGCUCCCACCUAGCCAGAGCCUGCCCAGCGCCGUGCUGUACGACAGAGCCCGCCAAGCCGCGUUGAGCAAGACCAACAACCAGCAGAGACGGGAGGGUACCACUUCAACAAGACGUCCUUGGACGCAGGAGGAGGAAAAGGCGCUCAUGACGGGGCUGGACAUGGUUCAGGGACCGCACUGGAGUCAGAUCUUGUCGCUCUUCGGCGCCGAGGGCACGCUUUCCAACAUACUCAAGGACCGGACCCAGGUGCAGUUGAAGGACAAGGCGCGGAACCUCAAGCUCUUCUUCCUGAAGACGAACUCGGAAAUGCCUUACUAUCUACAGGCCGUCACUGGCGAGCUCAAGACGCGUGCGCCCACGCAAGCAGCUCGCAAGGAAGCCGAAGAGCGAGCUCGGAUGAACUCGGAGGAGGAGCAAGCUCGCGUGCAGGGAAUCAUGACCCUCGCUGGCGGUCUCCAGCACCCGCAGCAGAACCGCCCGAGUGUCGCGCCGCCGACCGCACCCAGCACCCCUUUACAGUCUGCUGCCCAGAUGUCGUCGCACCACAUGGCCGCCCACGCCACGACACCGACGCACGCUGCUGCGUCUGCACCACCUGCGACACCGGCCGCCGCCACGCCCACUCACGCCCGAGUGCCGCAUGCCUCGUCACCAUACGCUGCAACGGCUGCCCAGCUUUCCCACACUCCCCACCACGCCCUCUCGCAGGCGCAAGCGCAAGUGCAGCCGCAAACGCCAUCGCACUCUCACAUCCAACAACACCACUCUCACCCGGGAACGCCACAACCGCAACAUCAGCAACAGCAACCGCAGCAGCCUCAGCAGGAGCAUGUUCAGCCGCAGGUCUCUCAAGCCGCAGAGCCCGCGCCACAAUACUCGACGGACUCGUCAGCGCCAGUCUACAGCCAAGAGAACGAAGAUCUCAAGGAGGCUGCACUCAUGCAGAGCCUGCGCGAGCUCGAAGCGUACAGCGGCAGCAGUGCCAGCCUGUCAUAG